UGCCGUUGUCUAGGUAGUCGACGGUGUGAUGGCGGCGCCGCCGGAGAAGACUAGAUAUUUACAUCAGGAUGCUUUUAAGCGUUUCAGUUCUGGAAAUAGGUCCCUGAAGUGCCUGUCGGAGUACAUGGAGGACAGGGCUCGGCUUGAGAUGAACUACUCGGUCGCUCUGGAACAACUAGCAGCCAGGUGGAACAGGAAACUCGCCGACACAUUAGACUUCGAGUACCACGAGUUCCGCACCGUGUUAAGAGAGAUAUUCAAUGAACCGACGGACAAGGCGCCGCUACACAACAAAGUUGCCAACAGGAUCUUGAACGAGGCGACCAUGUUGAAAAAGCACUACAAAGACACCUUUAAACGCGAGGCCCAGUCCGCGACAAUGGCGAAGUAUGCCGAGGCUAUGGAGAAACAACUGAAGCUUGAGGAGCGAGUUCGGAAAGCUAAAAAGAGAUAUCAUCGGAAGAAAAGCGCUCUGGAGCACGUGCAGAAGUCCAUAUCGGAAUUCCCGUUCCGGAGUGACUCGUCUCCGAAGUACCAGGACUUAGAGGAGAAGCGUGCGGAGCUGUCCCGCCAGGCUACCGACACCUAUCUCCGGUACGAGAGUCGUCUCCGAGUAGACAUCAUGAACAGACAGGAGUUCAUUCGCGACAUGAGGGAGUGCGAGGCUGCCUAUAACGACCACGAGCUGCAGCGUCUGCUGGCUGUGUGUGACAGGGUCCAAGACAUGCUGAAGGAUCUGGCAAUGUUGGAUGGGAGCGAGAGGGACCCGAGCAGGGAGAGACUUGCCAAGCUGCAGACUAUGGUGCAGGAGUUUUCAGUCACGGACGCGGUCAACAAGUACAGCAAUCUGUUUGCAAAGGAACACACGUUCCAUAAGUUCGAGGACUACCGGACACACGGCCAGGAGGACAACAAGGACAGUCAGGCCACAGUGGACGACAACAGUGAUGUGGACCUGGACGCACCGGACAGCAGGGAGUUAGUCUUGCCCACUACUCGGACUGAGAGAGACUCGGAUACCCACAUGGACCGUCCCGCGACAUCCCCGACCCCCGUAAUAGCCUGGGAACCCCCAGGAUCGGACGAGGGGUCCGAGGAGGAGGCCAGAGGACCCCGGCGUCACGAGGACACUGACAGGGAGGCGCUAACGGCGAGCACAGUCGACGUCACUAGGCUAAGUGACGUCAGAGUUGUGGCCAUCCGCGCUCACUGGUCCCGGCAGUCAACACACCUGUCCUAUGACGUUGGUCAGGUCAUCAAGCAGAAGCUCCCAGCCAACGAGGAUGGAAUGGCCUACGGUUGGAUCCGGCCCAAAAACUACAGCAAGCGUCGCUAUGGAUCCUAUCCUGCAGACUCCGUCAGACUCAUGGCCCAGAAACACAAGAAGCAGCAGUAACAUGUCUUACAGAGUAUUGUUCAUAAACGAAGGUUCCUCAUAGUCAAAUGGGGCAAUUCAACCAACAUUUCUAGAGUUGGAAUAAACUGAUAUAUUUUCUAUGAUAGUAAAUUUUCUAUGAUAGUUAAACAGCUGGUUAAACUGAUGUACAUACUGUUUGUUGUAUCCAUAUCUUGUAACUAUUGUAUUAUUUGGUGUACCUGGAUAGCAGCAAUAUAUUUUAUAAGGAUGUUAUUUUCUCUAAAAAGUUUACAACUCACCUCACUAUGUCCCUGAUGUGUUCAUUACUGUCUUAUAUCAUGUGCAAUACCUUAUAUCACCUUCCUGAUUACCUGGAUUGUGUUCAAAUAGUGCUUGGAAUUUGUGUCCACAUCAAUAAACAUGAUUACAUUGUUCUGUUUAAUUACAUAUAACACAAUUCCCUAUCAGUAUUCUCCGGGUAAUUAUGUGUUAUGAUUGGUCUUCAGCAACUUAUGCUGGAUUUGGUUGAUACAGAAUCAUCAUAUCACUAAAACCAUUAUCACGGGAUUGUAUGGGUCAAACUUUACCACUGUCAAACUACUUGGGAGAUACACGAUGCAUGCACACACAACCACUUCUGUUACAGUCUUACGGUGUUCUUUCAAACAUAUAUCACCAAACAACAUUAGAACGUUGGAGAAAAAGAUGAAAACUAUUUGGAAAACAAACUUUUAUUGUCAACAGACAUAAAUAUAUAGACACAGUAUGUACAGGCGUUUGAAAAUAAAUACAUAUACAAGUAUGUAAACAGGGCAUGUAGUUGAUCAGUUUGUAG
Haliotis rubra (blacklip abalone) is the source of this 2192-nucleotide messenger RNA. RefSeq lists its product as uncharacterized. The record is from RefSeq and is a predicted model, not a curated record. The coding region runs from base 29 to 1396 and encodes 455 amino acids. NCBI's taxonomy places the organism in Eukaryota, Metazoa, Mollusca, Gastropoda, Lepetellida, Haliotidae. The transcript is spliced from 11 exons.